GCGAGAGCCACACAUCCUCCAAAGCCUCCACGAAAAAGAUGGCGCUCUCCAAGCACCUCGUCGCUCUGUUCUUCGCCUUCGCUGUCGUGGCCGCUGCAUUGCAGCCGUCCGAUGCCAGGCCCCAAGGAUUCGAGGAAGAAGCCGACCAAUCCAAAGCUGCCACCACUGCCAAUGGAGGCGCCCCGCCGGGACUUCCAUCGUUCCCCGGCCUGCCGUUGCCCCAGAUCCCCGGCUUCACGCUGCCAUUGCCACAGAUUCCUGGCUUCCCUAACCUUCCACCAUUGUUCCGCUUCCCUUUGCCGCCGCUGUUCGGGCCACGCCCCGGCGCGCCGGGCGCUCCGCCAUCUCGACCAUUGCCUAACUUGCCACACUUUCCAUCAAUCCCCGGCUCGCCAGGCGCUCCGCCGUUUCACUUGCCCGGUCUGCCAACGACGCCGGUGCCGCCACCACCGGCUGAGUGCCUAACGCCGUUGACGGGCAUGGCACUGUGCAUGGACUACCUCACCAACCUUACGGUGACGACGCCCCCGAGCGGGUGCUGCGACGGUCUCAAGUCCGUCAUUACAAAGGCGCCGAUCUGCCUCUGCCACGGCAUGAACGGCGGCAUGAGCAAACUCGCCCCAAAGCCCAUCGAUCCGAUCCGUAUGCUUAUCCUGCCGGCCAGAUGCGGCACCAUGAUACCGAUUCAGACGUUGUUCUCGUGCGCAACUACACACCUGCCGCCACUGACGCCUCCUACCUCCCCAGCGGCACCAACACCUCCUACUUCUCCCGCCACGCCCGCGCCGCCAGUGGUGUCUUCUGGAUCACCAGCGCCUGCUAGUUCUUCCGUCUCACUGCCUUGAGAAGUAUCACCAGAGUAGCAGGAGGAGGAUGGAUCGUCGACGGUUUCGUCAAGAAUAGAUGUCUAGAUAUAUAGUCAGAAUACAGUUCUCAGGAUAAGAUACCAUCGUUCAGGAGUUUAAUUAGCUAGGGAGUCGUAUGUUUUACCUUAUGCUACUUUAUCACAAGUAUAGUCAUGUAAAAUCUCCGGUGCAUGAUGUAAUUGUCAAUGGCCGGAUAUUAAUAUACUCAAUGUUUAGUGAA
This is a messenger RNA of Brachypodium distachyon (stiff brome), 1086 nucleotides long. RefSeq names its product proline-rich receptor-like protein kinase PERK2. The transcript has 3 exons. The record is from RefSeq and is a predicted model, not a curated record. NCBI's taxonomy places the organism in Eukaryota, Viridiplantae, Streptophyta, Magnoliopsida, Poales, Poaceae. The coding region runs from base 39 to 845 and encodes 268 amino acids.